AUGUCUUAUUUGAGUGCUUCAGAAAAUGUGGGUUUCAGUGGUAUUACCCAAAAUAUAUCUGAUGCGAGUUGUGCUACACAGUAUAAGAUGGCAGUUGAGAGUGUGUCAGGAGGCUGCGGUAGUGAAGUAAACAUGUUUAUUCACGACAGUUCAGAAGAUGAGCACUAUAUUCCACACCUUAGUGAAAGUUACUUUCAUACCAAAUUUAAAAUAGAUCCAAAUGAUUUAUACACAUUUCAUGACUCCGAUGUUAUUGCUGGGGAAAUAACCGUAAGCCAUACGGAUGAGAGUUUGAUAUUUCCUGAUAGUGCUGAUACUAAAUCGAAGUUUUCUGAAUAUUCUAAUAAAGAAUUAGAUAUAUUAACCUCAAUUACUAAUGGUGAUGUAAAAACGGAAAAAAAUUGUAUCUUAACUAAUGGACAUUACUCACCAGUAUCAAACAAUGCCUCUGUUGAUCAAACUGACUGUAAAGCUAUACAUGCCAAAGUACAGAAAGCAAAGAGUCAAGCUAAUUAUCUGCCGAAGGUAGUGGAGGCACGAAAAUCAAGCAUUUCUAGCCCUAACAAUCAAAGCAAUCAACCUUCAACACAGUACGGUAUAAAACCAGCUACUAAUAUUGCUGCCAAUAGUGAAAAACCUUCGUCAACAGCAAAAUCAAAUGCUGAAACAUUCUUAGAUGUAUUUAAGAGAGAGCAAGGGCUUACAGAAAACUCCACAAUGACUAUUAAAACUGAACCAAUCCUUACGCCAAUUAAAACUCCUGCACCUGCACCUAAAAAACCUCAAACAGUUAAAUCAUCUCAAACAAAACCUCGAAAAGGCCGAGGCCCUAUUGUUCAUGAGGCUUUACAACGGAUACCUCAACAACGUCGUGUCUUGGCUCUACCGAACUCCUCAUGGCAUGCUCCAGGAGAAGAAAUGUUUCAAUGUGGCCCCCUUGACAACAAGAGGGCCAAUGCCUUCAGACAACUGGAGAGCAGCAGUAGCGAUGAUGAUAACAUGCCAGACUUUGAGUCAGGUUCUGGGCCAGUGUGUGUAGAAGAGAGUGCAGCAGAAACACGUGGGGCUCGGUUAGCAUUGCGCCGCGCUGCCAUGAGGCGGCAAGUCGCCAGGGCUGCCACUACUUUGGAAUUGAACAAAGGUCACAAGGAAUAUAAGGCUCUAGCUUCAAUUAUCAAGAGACAAAUAAGUGGCAAAAAUUCAUCAGGUCGUCUUCCUACACAAACUGUUAAUCAGUUGCUUGCAAUGAGAGGCAUGACUUCAGUUUUGACAUUACAAGACCGUAGGCGACUAAGGGAGAGUGGUUGGUCUGGAGGUGAAAGUUGCAAAUCAGAAACAAACAUAUGUUCGGAAGAGAAAUGCAUGCAGAGUCCCCUGCCUUGUGGGCGCUAUUGCUUGUCCCACGUGACCCUUGCACCGGAACAACGUUUGUAUGCAGCGUGUGCGGCGGUAUUCGCUGGUGGAGAACGUUGCAAACAACCCCUUCUUCCUCUUCAAGAACAGACACCGCUUUGCACUGAGCAUGCAUGGAAACGGGACAACUACGAGCUCCUCAGCCGGGAGGGCAAGCCCGCGAAGGCGGCCCGCAAGCGCGCGUGGGCGCCGCCGCGCGCCCCGCGCCCCCCGCGCCCGCCGCGCCGCGCCAGGCGCCGCCGCCGCGCCGCGCCGCGCCGCCCCGCGCAUACGCACUCCUUGUCAGAAAUCAAUGUAUGUUCCAACUCUUCCACCUAUGACAGUUCAGAGGACACAGUCAUCGGAGGUUUAAGUGAAAAUGAAUAUAUGGCUACAAAUAACUGUCAUGACAUGGAAGUGGGCCAGGUACCACCAGAUGACAUUUUGGAUCCAUCGGUUCUAAGCCAAAUACCCGACGAAGCAUUUACGGAAUUCUUUAAUCAAGCAGAGAGCGGCGCGGCGUUCGGGCCGGGCUGCGAGCUGGCGGCGGCGCUGGAGGCCGUGCUGGACGAGCGCGCGCUCGACAUGGACGUGUUCGAGCGCGAGCCGCACGCGCUCCAGCGCGGCAAGGUGCAGGUACCGGCAGUCAGUAUGGAGAUGUCAUCGAACGCGCCUUCAUAA
This is a messenger RNA of Melitaea cinxia (Glanville fritillary), 2073 nucleotides long. RefSeq lists its product as uncharacterized. The record is from RefSeq and is a predicted model, not a curated record. The transcript is spliced from 11 exons. Gene Ontology annotation, cellular component: nucleus. NCBI's taxonomy places the organism in Eukaryota, Metazoa, Arthropoda, Insecta, Lepidoptera, Nymphalidae. The coding region runs from base 1 to 2073 and encodes 690 amino acids.